This is a messenger RNA of Pocillopora meandrina, 10966 nucleotides long. The record is from the annotation of a GenBank genome assembly. NCBI's taxonomy places the organism in Eukaryota, Metazoa, Cnidaria, Anthozoa, Scleractinia, Pocilloporidae.
AUGGCCAUAAAGGUCUUGUACGCAGUAGGGCUGUUCAUCAAAACCGUGCUGUUAUGCUGUACAGCUGCACAGCAAUGGGAGGCUACGGGCCAGCCGGAAGUUUCCAAAUUUGGGAUGAUGCUUCAACGCCACAUCUUCAAGAGGAUCACGGGGGCUGGUCUUUCAGAUGUGUGCUUGCGGGGAUGCUAUGCUGACGUCAGAUGUCAAAGUUUCAACUACGUCUUUACGCAAGACAUUUGUGAGCUGAGUAACCGAACCAAGGAGGCGAGACCAGAGGAUUAUGUUCCGAACCCUGAGAGAUUUUACUUUAAGCGAGAUUACAAACGAGGUUUGUAAAUUUUUUUACUGUCUUCUUCCCUUUAAAGACAUUUUCAGAACGCAGAAUUUCAACCCAAAAUUAAUAAAUUGUGUCACAUCACUUCCCUUUAUUGCCUUAAGUCAAGUCGCCCUGAAAUUGAGUGUCCACACCCCCAAGACUAACAUCAAAUCUUGCUUACUUGGAAUACUAUGCCACUAUGAUUGCUAUUUCUUUCAGUCCCUCUCGGUUCCAUUCCUGAGCUGCCUGCGGAGACUUGCCAGGAAAUCAAAAUGAGCGAAGGAGGACAAGCGGUCAGCGGCAAAUACUGGUUUCACUCGAUUGUACCCGAGAGGACUGUUCUGGCUCCUUGUGACAUGAAAACCGAAGGUGAAUUCAAGCGUUUAUCAAUUCACAUCUUCUACAGACAAAAGUCGGUUAACCACGAGCAAAAACGUCGACAGAGAUGUUAUGGGUAGACUGCAACCACCUGACCCCUUCCCCCAUCCCAAUAUUCAUAGGGGGAAAUGAGAAAAUAAAGCAAAACGAAAUAAAAUAAAAAUAGUAAGAUAUCUGACGGAAACAAAGCUAUGGAGGAAUGCUAUAAUCUCUCUUAAACUGAUCGAUUUGAGAACAAGUCAAAUAGAAUGAAAAAAUUUCUUUUUUGACACAGAGAUAAUCAUUCAAUAGCAAAUUGCUAUCACAACUUUAUAGUGACGAAAUUUAACGAAUAGGGAAGGGGAAAUUUUGCUUCCUGAUGGGGUCGUACAAAGCAAAAUUUUGGCUCCCACCGGAAGUAAUUGGUCUGAUGAAUCCACGAACGAGUAAUAAUUCAGCGAAUACCCUCCUUUUUUGCUUUUAAACUAACCGCAGACUAUUCCGUUUUUUCAGACGUGGACGAGUGUAAUUCGACCAUUCCCGUGUGUGACGUCAACGCUGAGUGCGUGAACACCAUCGGUUCUCACAGUUGCUCGUGCAAAGCUGGUUUUACUGGAAACGGAAAAAAGUGUGUCGGUAAGUUAGUGAAAUGACUUUCACUAUUGCCUGAAGCAAUUCAUUUUAAAACAAAGCAAAACCAAAACAAUUUCGGCUUAAUCUGGACACUCGAUUAAAAAAAAUUGCUUUAAUAACCGAUUGGAAUUAUACCCCGCACCAUGUCACGUUCAAUUGCUUAUACGGCGAGACGCUUUCGCCAGUAACCGUCAUUUUCGAUCGACUCUUGCUCUUGAGUUCAAACCAUUUAGUUUUUUAUGUAUUCUCUCAGAUAUCGACGAAUGUGCCAAUAAAUCGCAUGACUGUGACGUCAAUGCCUACUGCAACAAUACCGUUGGUUCCUAUCGAUGCACCUGCAAUUCCUGGUACCAGGGAAACGGAACAAGCUGCCAUUUUCGUGAGUUUAAGUAAUAUUGAGAUACAAGUGACCUCAGUUUGUUAUGAUACUCGCAUUUCGCAUUCUCUAUCUUUCUGUAUCGUCAUAUGAAGCUUACAAUUUUGGAAAUAUAUUUUUUUAACAUGAGUCGGUCCUCAAUCGAGACCAAGAUGGAAUUCGUCCCAAAAACGGGCGACAUUAUGACCCUUUACUCCCUAGCAUCAGUACAGAUAUUCUCUAUACAUACCGUAUGGUACUGCCAAGGGGAAUUUACUUAACAAUCAAGAGCUUCAUAACUUGGUGAUUAUUUCCCAUGUUUCUAAUGUUUGGUUCAGCAUUAAUACGGUAAGGAGAAGUUAAAUGCCAAACCCUCUUAGGGGUUAAAGGGUUGAAGAAUACGUCUCACUUGGCGCCUAACUUACCACCCCCCCUUAAAAAAGAAACAGUUUCAUUGAUCUUUACAGUUUGUUGCUUACAACUAUGUCGAACUUUCUAUCUUGAUCAGCCGAAUCACUCAGAACUUUUUCAUAGUCAAAAAAAGCUGCAGAAAUGUUAACGUGAGUUUUUUUGACCAAUUGAAAGUUUCAAAAUGCGAUUAAUUUUAGUAGCCAUUAUUCUCUUUGGUAAUUCCUCAAUAGGCAGGUACAACAACAGGAUAAUAGUACCCAAUGUAAAUAAGAUCCUUACCACCUGUUCAUAAGGUCGGACAGCACUUGCUUCGGUACCAGCUACUUUUUCGUGAGUUUAACUAACACUGAGGCACGAGCGACCUCAGUUUGUUUUGAUCCUCGCAUUUCGCAUUCUCUAUCUUUCUUCACCGUCAUAUGAAGCUUAUAAUUCUUUGGAAAUUAGUUGUCAAAUAUAUAUAUAUUUUUUAACAUGAGUCGGUCCUGAAUCGAGACCAAGACCCUAGGCAAGACGGAAUUCAUACAUACCGUAAAGUACUGUCAAGGAAAUUUGUUUGACAAUCAAGAGCUUCAUAACUUGGUGAUUAUUUUCUUUAUUCCCGUGAUUCUGAUGUUUGGUUCAGCAGUAAUACGGUGAGGAGAAAUCAAAUGCGAAUCCUUUGAACUUUUUAUGUUGAUCAACCUUAAUUCUUAAUUUUUCAUUCUUAUCACGUUUUUAUCGCGUGGUUUCCUCUAAUUCUAAGAAAACAUUAGUUGGUGCAAAUAACGAGGCGAGAUAUGAUCAGGUGUACUAGGUCUAGCAAUCUGGAAUGUCAUAAAAACACGCUUUCAUCGUGUAAACGCGUCUAUAAGGGAGACAGUGUGUCCAUAAGAGCACCUCCCAGUUCACACGGGGUCGGAAAGGCAAGUUGUGUCUUAGAUCGAUGUGCGUCACACAACGGUUGUCACGCUGUAAUUCGUAAAAACGAAAAAGCAAGUUGUAGACAUUACCACCACCAAGAUGACGAAUGCAACAUGACGCCAAAUCUUCAAGGUAGGGCAAUCCUUACCUUUUCUCCCUUUUUCGGUUUUCGUAUAGGUGGCCUUAAUAAUUCCGUUAUUCUUACCAGCCUCGACUACAACAACUACACAGGUAAGCUGCUUUCUUACCUAGAGCCAGUCCUCCUGAGUUCAAAAUGGAGCAGGUUUGUGAAGUGUUGGCAUGCUAAGACAGACGGCUGGGCAGCAUCGACAUUCCACAGCAACUGUGAUGGGAGGGGACCCACAGUUACAAUCAUAAAAGUGAACGAUUACAUAUUUGGUGGAUACACCGAUGUAUCAUGGAGCAGUAAGUAGACUUUGGCCAUUAAUUUUUUUUUUGGUGCAAAGUUUGAGAGAUUUAGAAGGGAAAAUAAUUAACGUUGAAAGGCAGGGAAUCUAGCUUGGUGUCUAAAACAGAAAAACAAAAUGUCCCCUAAAAGAUGUGAAAUUCUUGGUAACGUUACGUGCCCAAAGCCAUGUCUUAGGAUAGAAAUCUAAGCAAUAGCUGUUUGAAUCGUUUCUCAAAAAACCGAUCCACUUUUGUUUCGUCACAUGAUAUUCUCAUUCUUUGAAUUUCAAAACUAUCCAUAACUCGAUCUCGAAUGCAAAAAACAACUUUUUGGGGCUGGUCCCAGAUCGUACACCUGUCUAAUCUUUGGAUGCAUCUCUGCAUCUCCCUUUAAAUCAACAUUUUAGGUACCUGUUUUGGGUCUUACUCCACCAAAGCCUUUUUAUUCUCAUUUAACAACGUCAAAGGAUACAAUCCCGUGAAGCUGACACAAUACCGAUACCAGCAAUACGCAAUGUACACAUGUUCCUCUUACGGACCCACUUUUGGUUGGGGACAUGACAUCCACAUAUAUGACGACGCCGUAAACAAUCAAUAUUCUUAUACUGAAUGCGGCCAGACUUACUCAAACCCCGCGGGUUAUUCGGGUGAAAACUGUGGAUUUUUCACAGGAAGUCGUUAUUUUACUCCAUCUGACAUUGAAGUUUUCUUCGAAAUAGGUAAGUUAUUGUACAGUAACACUUAAAACCCUGUCGCAAAUAUGCAAUGAAUAAAAAAAUAGACUUUAAUUCUCAGCAACGUCAGGGAUUCUAGGAGCGCAUGCGCUGAACCCUAUACAGCAGCGAAAUACUAUUGAUGUUAUUGUGGCAGUACUGGUAGAUAAAUUGUAUCUCAGUUCCGGGGUAUCAGUGUAUAUCAACUAAAUCAGGGAACAAAUUGAUCUAGAUGCAUGUUUUGCUAUGAAAUUGAAUCGCUGAGUCGGGCCGAAUCAGACAGUUCAGACCAACUGAACUGAACUUUUGGUUCUUGAUUUUCGUUUCUUGGUUUACAUGCACUUGAGAAAAUGUGCUCCCGUGGAAUUUAGUUGUUUUCGCGGGGAAAUAUUAAGUUUUAGUGGGAUCACAUGGUAAGCACCUCAUCCUGUGAAUAGGAAGAUCUGGGUCUCGACUCUUCGUGGAAAACUCCCACGGUUGUGAAAGAAGGAAUAAUAUCUUUCUUUUUUCUAGAACGUAUGUUAUUGUAAUUUCAUUCGAGUUUCUUUUACGCACACAGGUGGCCUUGGUGCAUCUGAUAUUCUUGGAAGCCUGGACCCCAAUAAAUACUUGGGAAAGCUGAUUUCGUUUUUAGACCCAGUUCUUCCCACUGCAUCCCACAGUGACUUUGUUAGGUGUUGGCAUGCUAAGGCAGACGGCUGGGCGGCAUCGACAUUCCACAGCAACUGCGAUGGGAGAGGACCCACAGUGACAAUCAUCAAAGUGAACGAUUUCAUAUUUGGUGGAUACACUGAUGUGUCCUGGGGACCAAGCGGUGAGUACGUUUUUGAAUAAUAAAAUUUAUAUCACUGCUGUAUCAUACAGUAGCAUUUGAUAAAUUUAGAAUCCAAAUAUAUUUUCCAUCUAAACUGCACUUAAUAAGUGUCGCAAAGCCAAAACCAAGGUCAUUAAAACUGGCCAAUCAAAACAAAGGACAAGAACAAAAGCUGCGCGAGGCGCCAGAAAAACGCCACAUACCAAGUCACACUUGGUAUAAGACUGAUUGACGUAUCUCAGGGCCUGGACCAGAAGCCCCAUUCUCUCCCCCCCUCAGGAUCUCUUGGUGCGUUGUAACGUUUCUAUAUGGCUCCGCUAUGACCCUUCAAAGUGCUCUCGUUUAUAAGACUCUAGUAAGGGUUGGUUAACCGCCAUAGCGAGUUUAUAGAAGCUUCAAAAUUCGCUGCAGCUGUACCCACCUUUAUUAACUUAUACUUGUCAUCCAUUCGUAGAUCAUCCCGCUUCUCUUUUUUGAGAGACCUCAAGGAAUCGUAGGAUGGUCUAACAAUUGACUAAUAGAACUUACAUUUACUAUGUUCUCACAACGCCACCCAUAAUAUAGGUUCAUGUGGGAACUCCCAUGCUUGGAAAGCCUUUCUCUUCUCCUUUAACAACAUCAAAGGACCGAUCCAUUUUGUUUUGUAUCUUGAUAUUCUUAUCGUUUGAAUUAAGAAACUAUCCAUAACUCGAUCUUAAAUGUAAAAACGGCGAAAAAAAAUUUGCUUCUUGUGGCUGGUCCCUGAUCCUAUACCUGUCUAAUCUUUAAAUGCAUCUCUGCAUUUGCAUUUUAAUCAACAUUUUAGGUUCUUGUUUUUGGUCUUACGCCACCAAAGCCUUUUUAUUCUCAUUUAACAACGUCAAAGGAUACAAUCCUGUGAAGCUGACACAAUACCAAAACCAGCAAUACGCAAUGUACACAUGUUCCUAUUACGGACCCACUUUUGGCUUGGGACAUGACAUCCGCAUAUCUGACGACGCCGUAAACAAUCAACAUUCUUAUACUGAAUGCGGCCAGACUUACUCCAACCCCGCGGGUUAUUCGGGUGAAAACUGUGGAUUUUUCACAGGAAGUCGUUAUUUUACUCCAUCUGAUGUUGAAGUUUUCUUCAAAAUAGGUAAGUUAUUGUACAGUAACACUUAAAACCCUGCAAUGAAUAAAAAAAUAAACUUUAAUUUUUAGCAACGUCAGGGAUUCUAGGAGCGCAUGCCCUGAACCCUUUACAGCAGCGAAAUACUAUUCAAGUUAUUGUGGCAGCAGUGGUAGAUAAAUUGUAUCUCAGUUCCGGGGUAUCAGUGUAUAUCAACUAAAUCAGGGAACAAAUUGAUCUAGAUGCAUGUUUUGCCAUGAAAUUGAAUGGCUGAGUCGGGCCGAAUCAGACAGUUCAGACCAACUGAACUGAACUUUUGGUUGUUGAUUUUCGUUUCUUAGUUUACAUGCACUUGAGAAAAUGUGCUCCCGUGGAAUUUAAUUGUUUUCGCGGGGAAAUAUUAAGUUUUAGUGGGAUCACAUGGUAAGCACUUCACCCUGUGAAUAAGAAGAUCUGGGUCUCGACUCUUCGUGGAAAACUCCCACGGUUGUGAAAGAAGAAAUAACAUCUUUCUUUAUUCUAGAACGUCUGUUAUAAUAAUUUUCAUUCGAGUUUCUUUUACGCACACAGGUGGCCUUAGUGCAUCUAUUAUACUUGGAAGCCUGGACCCCAAUAAAUACUUGAAAAAGCUGAUUUCGUUUUUAGACCCGGUUCUUCCCACUGCAUCCCGUACUGAUUUUGUUAGGUGUUGGCAUGCUAAGACUGACGGCUGGGCGGCAUCGACAUUCCACAGCAACUGCGAUGGGAGGGGACCCACAGUGACAAUCGUCAAAGUGAACGAGUACAUAUUUGGUGGAUAUACUGAUGUGUCCUGGAGCGGAGGCAGGCAUAUCAAAUUUUUUUUAAGAGGAAAUAAGACAAUUAUAUAGGAUCAAGUAUCGUUCCUUUUGGGAUUCAAGGGAGGGGGUGGGAGAGGGUGCUGAAGGAAAUUUUAAAUGAUGCUCCUCUGAUAAGAGCGCUUAGCCUUUAUUAUUUUAUAUUAAUUUUUUGGCCAUCAAGAUUUCUUCACACCUAUAUUGUCUAUAGAAUUGUUUCCUAUUUGAUACACCUACAGAACAACAUUAUGUCCUAACACGUCUAGUAAUGAAAACACUUAGAACAGAGGGAUCUUUUCCUUUAAGUCUCAAAACGUUUACUCGCUUUUCUUCAGAAUAACUUCUCAAAUCUUCCAUAAUUGUUUUUGGUACUCGUUUCAAUACCUAAACUAGUAAAAUAUCUCCCUCCCUUUCACAAAUCUCUAGUCUGGAAAAAAUAUCUCCCCGUCUAGCUCAUGAUAGAAAAUGAACUCCCCCCCCCCCCUUCUCAGAGGGUUCGUGUUUUCUUACAACUUUUUAAUGUACGAUCACAUUGUUCUUCUAUUUCAGCUGGUUCUUGCGCUUAUUCUUACGCCAAUAAAGCUUUCAUCUUCUCUCUCUAUAACGUCAAAGGAUACAAUCCCGUAAAGUUAACACAAUACCGAAAUCAGCAAUAUGCAAUGUACAGAUGUAAUACGCAUGGACCCACCUUUGGGAAUGGUCAUGAUAUCUACAUAUCCGACGGCUCCGGAAACAACCAAAACUCCUACACCAGAUGCGGUUACACAUACACGAUACCCUCUGGGUACUCUUAUGGUGACUGUGGUUUUUUUACAGGGGGGUCUAAUUUCUCUCCAACGGACGUCGAAGUAUUCUAUGAAGCAGGUAAUCAAGAAAAACACCCCUUUCCGAGGAUAAAUACUUUGUAGGGCCUGUAGAAAUAUCAAAUCGUGUAUUGUAGAAACAUCCUCAGAAAGUUGUGCUCCUAGAGUACAGAUAGCUUACUUUUUGUCAUUUCAAAGGAAUAUGCAAGCCUGUAAAGUCUGUUUCGCCGCAUUCAUUUAAGUUCGUCACACAAUAAGUGCACAGGGAAAUAUUGAGUUUGAAUGGGAUCACCUUGUCCUGUGAAUAAGACGUGGGACCCUAAUUUUUGUGAAAAACUCCCUCGGUUGUGAAAGAAGAAAUAACAUCUUUCUAUACUCUAGAACGCCUGUUAUUGUAAUUUACAUUCGAGUUUCUUUUAUGCACAUAGGUGGCCUUGGUGCAUCUAUUAUACUUAGAGGCCUGGACCCCAAUAAGUACUUGGGAAAGCUGAUUUCGUUUUUAGACCCAGUUCUUCCCACUGCAUCCCGUACUGACUUUGUUAGGUGUUGGCAUGCUAAGACUGACGGCUGGGCGGCAUCGACAUUCCACAGCAACUGCGAUGGGAGAGGACCUACAGUGACAAUCAUCAAAGUGAACGAGUACAUAUUUGGUGGAUACACUGAUGCGUCCUGGAGCGGAGGCAGGCAUAUCAAAUUUUUAAGAGGGGACAAGACAAGUUCAUUCCUUUUGGGAUUUAAAGGGGGGGGAGAAGGUGCCGGAGGAAAUAUUAAACGAUGAUCCUGUGAUACUAGCUUUAAACCUUUAUUUUUUCAUAUUAGUGUUUUGGCCAUCAAGAUUUCUUCACACCAGUGUCGUCUAUAGAAAUGUUUUCUAUGUGAUACACCUGCAGAACAACAUUACAUCCUAAAACAUUUGCUUCAAGUCUCAAAAAUAUUUACUCGCUUUUCUCCAAAGUAACCCCUAAGAUCUUCCAUAAUUGUUUUUGGUACUCGUUUCUAUACCCAAACUAGUAAAAUAUCUCCCACCCUUUCACAAAUUUCUAGUCUGAGAAAAAACUCUUCGUCUAGCUCAUGAUGGAAAAUGAACUCCCCACCCCUCUCCUUCCUCAGGGGGUUUAUGUUUUCUUUCAGCUUUUUAAUGUACGAAUACAUUGUUCUUCUAUUUCAGCUGGUUCUUGCGCUUAUUCCUACGCCAGUAAAGCUUUCAUCUUCUCUCUCUAUAACGUCAAAGGAUACAAUCCCGUAAAGUUGACGCAAUACCGAAAUCAGCAAUAUGCAAUGUACAGAUGUAAUACGUAUGGACCCACCUUUGGCGCUGGGUGUCAUCAUGAUAUCUACAUAUCCGACUACUCUGGAAACAACCAGAACUCCUACACUAGAUGCGGUUGUACGUACACGAAACCCUCAGGGUACUCAAAUGGUGACUGUGGUUUCUUUACAGGGGGGUCUCAUUUCUCUCCAAAGGACGUCGAAGUAUUCUAUGAAGCAGGUAAUCAAGAAAAUCACCCCUUUCUAAAGAUAAAUACUUAGUAGGGCCUGUAGCAAAAUCAAAUCGUGUAUUGUAGAAAUAUUCUCAGAAAGUUGUGUUGCUGGAGUACGGAUAGCUUACUUUUUUGUCAUUUCGAAGAAAUGUGUAAGCUUAUUAAGUCUCUUUCGCAGCAUUCAUUUAAGCUCGUGACGAGCCUGAGAGGACUUGCCUGAGUUGCAGCGGGGGGUUGUGGGUGUUACAAGAAAAUGAAGUUGGUGGGGCCACUUGAAAGAACGCUUGAGCUAACAAACAAAUUUAAGACAUGCUUUGAUGCUACUCUUGCUUAAAGAUUUAAUGGAUGUAACCGAGAAGUUACAAUUCAUAGACCCAAAGUUUCGACACGUAAUCAAGGAUGAUGGUGAAGGCACUAGACAGGAGUGUCGAACUUUGGGUCUAUGAAUUGUAACUUCUCGGUUGCAUUCAUUAAAUCUUUAAACCAGAGGAGCAUCAAACCAUGUCUGAUUGUCCACCUGGUUGCUUUGUGAACUUUAAAACAAAUUUCAUUCUCUCUGCCGCAUAAAAUACCGCCUGGUAGACGGGCUGGGAAUUUUCUAACUUGCCGGAUCGGUAAUGUAAGAUUGUCUAGCGAGCCAAACGAGGGGUAAUGAAAUUAUCACUUUAGAUUCAAAGGCAUCACAGUCAAUCAAUCUUGUUCCAUUUACUUGGCCAACUGUAAUUUUUUCCUCUUCUUUUCUCACUUUAGGCCUUGGUUUGUCCGCCAUACUUCGAAGUCUUGAUUACAACCAGUACCUGAAGGUGCUGUUUUCGUAUUUGGACCCAGUCCUUAUCAAUAAAGAGCGUAGCAGGUUUGUGAGGUGUUGGCACGCAGAGACUGACGGUUGGGCAGCAUCGACAUUCCACAGUAACUGCGAUGGGAGGGGACCCACAGUGACUAUCAUUAAAGUUAACAGUUAUAUCUUUGGUGGAUACACUGACGUGUCCUGGAACAGUGGUGAGUAAAAAAACAAGCAAACAUUUCUCACUUGUAGAACAGAUAACAAGUCGAUUAGUUGUGGACUUUUCUAGUAGCAGUGAGUUCAUCUUAGAAACAGAAAAUGUCACAUUAACAACUGAGAUACCAAAGUAGAUUGACUCGUAAAUAGCCUGAAAACGCGUUUGAAACGGAUUUCAACUUAAAGUCUAGUUUCGGAUUUGAUUUUUGAUUUGAUUUUGAUUUUGACUUUAUUUGAUUCUGACAGCUCCAUUUCGUGCCAUUUCUCCGUGUUUCGUUGUAUCCGUUAUUCAUAUUGGAGAGCUGAAACAAAGGAUGUUUAAUUAGUGCUCUCUUUAGAUCAUAUGUCGCCUUUGAAUGACACUUUGGACUUUAUUUCAAGUGCUUUUGUUGAAAAGUGAAAAUAUGCUCUCGAGUUCACUGAAAUUUUUUCUAACAAACUUAAGUGUUCGGUUCCAUUUUGGCAAAUAAAAAAUAAAAUUUUUUUAUGGUGAUCAUCAUGAAUUUUUUCUGAUUCGCACAGUUUCUAAUGCUCCUAAAUCCUUUCAUUUUAGGCUGUGCCUAUUCUUCAGCCAGCAAAGCUUUCGUUUUCUCUCUUUACAACAUCAAAGGAUACAAUCCUGUGAAGCUGACACAAUACCAAAACCAGCAAUACGCGAUGUACAGAUGUUCCUCUUACGGACCCACUUUUGGUUGGGGACAUGAUAUCUACGUAUCAAGUGACGCGAAAAACAAUCAGCACUCUAAUACUGAAUGCGGCCAGACGUACCAAAACCCCACGGGUUACUCGGGUGAAAACUGCGGAUUUUUCACAGGAAGUUAUCGUUUUACUCCAUCUGACAUUGAGGUUUUCUUCGAAAUAACAAACUAA